This is a messenger RNA of Balaenoptera acutorostrata (minke whale), 3184 nucleotides long. It is a transcript of the gene PLEKHG6, whose product is annotated as pleckstrin homology and RhoGEF domain containing G6. The record is from RefSeq and is a predicted model, not a curated record. Gene Ontology annotation, molecular function: guanyl-nucleotide exchange factor activity; GTPase activator activity. The coding region runs from base 395 to 3028 and encodes 877 amino acids. The transcript has 19 exons. Lineage: Eukaryota; Metazoa; Chordata; Mammalia; Artiodactyla; Balaenopteridae.
CGGCCCCGCGCUGUCCUGGUCCCGCGGGCCGCUCGGUCCCAGACCCGGCCGGGCCGCGAGGCGGGCAUCGCCGGGGGAGCAAUCGGCGACCGGGGGGCUGGCAGCGCGGGCAGCGGGCGCCGGGACACCUGCGGACACAGGCGCUGCCGCCCCAGAGAGCGGGUCCUCUAUCCAGGUUUAGGGGGAGGGGAUGGAGCCCCGCGCGCGCGGCUCCCAGCCCCACGGAGGAGCUCCCGUUGGCUGGGGAAGACCAGAUAGAGCCUGCUCCCACUCGGCUCGUGUGUAAGGCCAGCGGCCGAUAGCUGUCUGUGGCCUGGAGGGUCCAGCCUCAGCGGGUCCCUUUCUCCUGAACAUUGGAGUUAUGACCCUUGGGAGGUGACCCAGGAGAGAAGGGAUGCACGCCUUUGGUCCUCCCAAUGAGGGUAGCCUCCAAGGACUGGUGGCCUCCCGCAUUGAGACCUAUGGGGGCCGGCUUCGGGCCUCCACCCUGAGUACUCCCGGCAGUCUCUAUCCCCGAGGAGGCCCCGUGCUGGCCUUGGACUGCUCUAUUCUUAGCCCACACCCCUGCCUUCUUUCGUGGGUUGUGAGGGAGAGGACGGCCGUGCUGGGACAGGCUCCCGGGACUCCACACCCAUCCCAGACAGACGGGGCAGGAGGAGACUUCUGGCCCAGGCCUCAACAUCUCACACGGAAGGGCUGCCACUCCCAGCUGGAUGGGACAUGCCCCGGGGAGGAGGCCGCGUAUGAUCCCAGUCGCCGACGCCUCCAAGGCUAUGUCCCCUUUACCAAGGGUUCUGGCCCGGCCCGAGGCCUGUCUCCCCUGAGGCUGCGAGAACCAGAUCCCGAGAAGAGGCAUGGAGGCCCCUUUGGGCCUGGGACACCUCACUUCCCCAAACUCAAGGAAGUCACCAGAGCCCACGAGCUGGAGGUGAGGCUGCACACGUUCAGCAUGUUUGGGAUGCCCCGCCUGCCCCCAGAGGACCGGCGGCACUGGGAGAUCGGAGAGGACGGUGACAGCAGCCUGGCCACUGAGAAGUCCUGGAAGGAGCUGGUGCCUGGGCACAAGGAGAUGAGCCGGGAGCUCUGCCACCAGCAGGAAGCGCUGUGGGAGCUACUGACCACGGAGCUCAUCUACGUGCGGAAGCUCAAGAUCAUGACAGAUCUCCUAGCCGCCGGUUUGCUGAACUUGCAACGAGUGGGUCUGCUGACGGAAGUCACCUGCGGAGGCAUGUUCUGCUCCUUCCUCCAGGUGUCAGCUGAGACCCUGUUUGGAAAUGUCCCCAGCCUGAUCCGAGCCCACCGGAGCUUUUGGGAAGAGGUGCUGGGGCCCACCCUGGAGGAGACGCGAGCCUCGGGCCAGCCUCUGGACCCUGUCAGCCUGCAAAACGGCUUCCUGUCGUUCAGCCAGCGCUUCCAGCCCUACAUCCUGUACUGCCUGCGAGUGAAGCAGACCAUGGCCUACGCCUGGGAGCAGCAGGACAGCAGCCCUCUCUUCCACACCUUCGUGCAGUGGUGUGAGAAGCACAAGCGCUCGGGGAGGCAGACGCUGGGGGACCUCCUCAUCAAGCCCCACCAGCGCAUCACCAAGUACCCACUGCUGCUCCAGGCUGUGCUCAAGAGGAGCCCCGAGGCCCGCGCCCGGGAGGCCCUGACCGCCAUGAUCGCAGCGGUGGAGUCGUUCCUCCGACACAUCAACAAGCGGGUGCGCCAGGGCGAAGAGCAGGAGAGCUUGGUGGCUGCCGCCCGGCGCAUCGGGCCCUACGAGGUCCUGGAGCCGCCCAGCGAGGAGGUGGAGAAGAACCUGCGUCCAUUCUCCACGUUGGACCUGAUGGCCCCCAUGCUGGGGGUUGCUUCUGAGCACACCAGGCAGCUGCUGCUUGAGGGGCCUGUGCGCAUGAAGGAGGGACGAGAAGGGAAGCUGGAUGUGUACCUGUUCCUCUUCUCUGAUGUGCUCUUGGUGACCAAGACCCUUCGCAGGGCAGACAAAGCCAAGGUUAUCCGCCCGCCCCUCAUGCUGGAGAAGCUUGUGUGCCGACCGCUCCGAGAUCCAAGCAGCUUCCUGCUUAUCCACCUCACCGAAUUCCAGUGUGUCUCCAGCGCCCUCACUGUGCACUGUCCCAGAGCUACAGACUGUGCCCUAUGGCUGGAGAAGACCCAGCAAGCCCAGGCCGCCCUGCAAAAGCUGAAGGCCGAGGAGUGCAUCCAACAGAAGAGGGAGCUCCUGGCCCUCUAUCAGGACCGGGACGGGGAGUCCCCAGGCCCCAGGCCCUCCACGCCUUCCGCGGAAGGCUCUGAGAGCAGCACAGAGGGAAGUAACUGUAGGACUCCUGAGUCCUCGACCGUCAUCCCCCAGCUGGUGGUGACAGAAGACACAGAUGAAGAUGCUCCCUCGGUACCAGAUGAUACCUCGGACUCUGGCUAUGGCACUCUGGUCCCAGGCUCCCCCAAGGCGUCCCACUUCCCGCCAAACCGUCUACGCUCCAGGGCCUUUCGGCGGGACCCUCGCCUCACCUUCUCCACCCUGGACCUCCGAGAUGUUCCUUUGCAUCCCCUGCCUCCUGACCCCCAAGCUCCCCAACGCCGAAGCACCCCUGAACUGCCGGAGGAAAGUGUCCAGAAAGGAGGCAGCCUUCCUAGGGGAGACCCACCGACCUCGUCUGAGGAAGAAGACGGGACCUCGGUUGGAGAGAAUGUGGUAGUGGAAAACUUACAUAGGGCCCGACUUCGGGGGCAGCUCUCCCCGUCCCCGACCCACACUGACUCUGCUGGGGAAAGCCCCUGGGACUCCUCAGGGGACGAGGAAGAAGAGGGGCCUUUCCUGGGACCCGGCUACAGCCCCUCCCCUCACCCGCUCCGGGCCGAGGACAUGCUCCGAGAGAUCCGGGAGGAACUGGCCAGCCAAAGGAUUGAGAGCGUCCCCGAGCCUGGGGACAGCAGACCUCGGAAGCUGACUCGGGUCCAACUGCAGAGGAUGCGGGGGCUUCACGUCGUACACCUGGACACGCCCCUGUCCACAUCAGAGGUGUGAGGGAAUACCUCCCUAAGAGUGCUGGUCACCACCUCCACCCCUGGAUUCUACCUCAAGGACACUUCCCCAGGCACUCUGCCCUUCCUUCUCUGAGGACUUUGGGGAUUAAGAGCUGUACAUUGAUGUGUCACAGACACACCAGAGUCCCACAUAAAG